Molecule: messenger RNA, 729 nt
Organism: Trichomycterus rosablanca
Lineage: Eukaryota; Metazoa; Chordata; Actinopteri; Siluriformes; Trichomycteridae
Product: zinc finger protein 502-like
Exons: 1
Source: RefSeq, a predicted model, not a curated record
UGCUCAGAGUGUGGGAAAAGUUUUAUUAAGCAGAGUCAUCUCAAACAACACCAGCGCAUUCACACAGGAGAGAAGCCAUAUCACUGCUCAGAGUGUGGCAAGAGUUUUAUUAAGCAGAGUCAUCUCAAACAACACCAGCGUAUUCACACAGGAGAGAAGCCAUAUCACUGCUCAGAGUGUGGAAAGAAUUUUACUGCGCAGAGUAAUCUCAAACAACACCAGCGUGUUCACACAGGACAGAAACCAUAUUACUGCUCAGAGUGUGGGAAGAGUUUUGCUCAACAGGUUAACCUCCAACAACACCAGCGUAUUCACACAGGAGAGAAACCGUAUCACUGCUUAGAGUGUGGAAAGAGUUUUGCUUACAGUUAUGCUCUUAAAGUACACCAGCGUAUUCACACAGGAGAGAAACCAUAUUACUGUUCAGAGUGUGGAAAGAGUUUUAUUCAAAGUAGUGACCUUAAAGUACACCAGCGUGUUCACACUGGAGAGAAGCCGUAUCACUGCUCAGAGUGUGGAAAGAGUUUUGCUCAACAGGUUAACCUCCAAAAACACCAGCAUAUUCACACAGGAGCAAAACCAUAUCACUGCACUGAGUGUGGAAAGAGUUUUACUCAAAGUAAUACCCUUAAAGUACACCAGCGUAUUCACACAGGAGAGAAACCGUAUCACUGCUCAGAAUGUGGAAAGAUUUUUGCUCAUGAAAAGAAUCUCAAACAGCAUCAGCGU